AUCCAAUACCAACCAGCGCCUGUGUUGGGAGUUAAAGCAGCAGGCAGUUGAGCAAGCAUGCGAGAGAUCUGCGCGCGUUUGUGGGUGACUGUUGCGCUGCGUGGAUAAGACCGGCCACGAGCCGACUCACCUCUGCGUUGAGAAUUCCGUACAGUGAUGCGAAAUUUAUGUCACCGACUCUUUUUGCCAGACUAUCUUGCAGCUGCGCCGGUUACUUUACGUUGUCUUCGCACGUUUUUCGUUGCGGUCGUCGCGGCGCUGCUGUGCCUCGUAGCGCUCCUAUGGCGACAAGAGCGGCAGUAGCAAUAACAAUAAUUCUACUUUGUCCGUUCUGCUACGACCGCUACGACGAUUGUGGCGUGGAGUGUUGAUCGGGCAGACCUGCAGACCGCCGAGUUGCAGAUUGGCAGAACUCUGCUGUGUGUUGUGGUGUUCUCUGUGCCCGUUCAGCGUGUCUAGCCGUUCGGUUAAGCUUAUAGUACUAACUUUUUCAUCAGUUUACCGCCGCUGUUGUCUCGUUGUCUGCCUGUUUGUCUGUUCGUGCGUGUAGGCAAGUGGGACGAGGCCAGAAGUUUACGCUGCGUGUAUUAUUUGCUUACCUAGUUUAGCGUCGCGGUGUGCUACGCUGUGCGCCGCUACUGCUGUUGUGUGCGCGAAUCGUCGUGUUGUUCGGUCAAUAACUUUACAGCGGCUUUAGACACACUAUAUCAGCCCUUCAUCCAGCGUUGCACUGAUCGUCUUUAUCUCGCCGAUUGCAAAAGGAUUGUCUGUGGUAACUAUCGCAUGAGUGAUUUAGUGUAAAUACGUUGAGAGUGCGCGAUCCAGUUAGUGCCUCUUGUCAAUCAGUCCUAGUCGAAUUCGCAGAUUCGUCAAACUCUUCGUGAAGUGAUGUAUUUUGUAGCGAAAACUCCGAAUGGAGUGAUCUCCAAGACUCGUUUCCACGGUCUCAGUGGGCUAGGAAAAUUCAGUAAUAAUUCGGCGCGAAUUAUCGAAUCCAUUUCACCACCAAGCGGAUCGCGUUCGCCCGAGGAUGCUAUUCGCCGAAGUCCAAGCGUCGAAAGUAUUACCUCAAUCGGCCCACGCCCAGUAUUUCUCGGCCCUGCCAAGAAAAACGGUCCAGUGAAUAACCGCCGUGGGUCGAAGAAUGGAGAAAACAAAAAACAACACGAAGGAGAGCAUCACCAGCAACAGGCGGAUUCGGCAGGCACGCCGCGUCCCGACGACGACAUCGUAUCUUUUUUUGAACGAUCUUGGAGGGACGUGAAAGAUGCACUCGCCCAAAACAUACCUGAAGGGCAUCCUGAAGCGCAACAAAAGUCUGCCGCACGACGUACUGUCGUGCACUAUAGGCCGGCAUCACCAUCAAUUUUAACAGACUUUGUGCCCUGCAAUUACGAGCAUGUUUGGGCAGACCAUCAGUAUCGCAAGCUGAUUAAACAUAUUGACUUGACAAUUCAGCGAAGUCAAAAUAUGCAAGAAGGCAAGUCAUUUUAACUCUUCUUGCAUACCGAGAUGAAUAGUACAGAAGGAGUUAGUUCAACAGAAACAAAAUAAUGCCGCUAAAAGGCAGCUUCCCAUAAAAGUUCUUCAGGGACUAGUUACUAUCUUUUCGUGUAGUACACAAAACUGCAGGUGACAGAAGUGCAAGUCGAAUUCGACGAGAGAAUGUGACCACACCGAGAAAUUGGAGUCUUUGUACACGAGAUUAACAUGCCGAGCGCAUUCAGUUUGUAAAGCAUUGCUCCAUUCAUCAAAAACAUCUUAAACUGCAUUGGAGAUGAGAGUAAUAAAAAACAAAAAAAAAAA
Varroa destructor (honeybee mite) is the source of this 1806-nucleotide messenger RNA. RefSeq lists its product as uncharacterized. Lineage: Eukaryota; Metazoa; Arthropoda; Arachnida; Mesostigmata; Varroidae. The record is from RefSeq and is a predicted model, not a curated record.